AUAAGAAUCAUCUUCUUAUUAAGUAACUUCCUUCCAUGUCCACACAAAUUUCUAACCAAAUCAGUUCAAAAAAUGGUUCCAACUACAUUCUCUACUUCCCAAGAAUCACCAUGGCAACAGCAUCAGCUGUUCCAAAGACUUUACCUUCAUUUCUUCCCAAUCUCCCUUACCCAAGAACAGGAACUCUCUCUCAAAUAAAGUUGAAAUCCUUACAAACCCCACAUAGAGUCCUUUCUCAGCAGCCCCAUUUGAGCUCUAAUGGAGUCCAAUUCAUCCCUACCAAGAGAAAUGAAAUGGGUGUUAAGAGAACUAACUCUAGUAGAAGAUUUCUAGUCAGGUCCAUGGGAUCAGACAGUAGUAUUACCUCCACAGGAUUAUCAAACAAGGUGGUUGGAGUAUUGCAUUUAGUAGUUUCACUUGGGAUCAUACUGGCUAUGGAUAAGUUGUUAAAGAAAGCAUUUGUGACUGCUGCUAUUAAGUUCCCAAGUGCUUUAUUUGGAAUGUUUUGCACAUUUACUGUUUUAAUGGCUCUUGACUCUAUUGUUCCUAAGGCUGCAGCAGGAUUGAUGAACUUCUUUGAGCCUGCACUUUUGUUUAUCCAGAGAUGGCUUCCUUUGUUUUAUGUACCUUCUUUGGUUGUUCUCCCUCUUGCUGUCAAGGAUAUUCCUGCUGCUUCUGGGGCCAAGAUAUGUUUCAUUCUAGUUGGAGGCUGGUUGGCUUCACUUUGUGUUGCAGGUUUCACAGCUAUAGCUGUCAGGAAAAUGGUAAAGACCGAGAUGAUACCAGCUGAGCCCAUGUCAAAGCCAUCUCCCUUUUCUUCUUUGGAGGUGUGGACUUGGAGUGGGAUCUUUUUGGCGUCAUUUGUUGGUGCACUUCUCUAUCCAACAGCGCUGGGAACAAGUGCUAGAACAUGCCUACCCUUUCUACUUUCAUCUACAGUAUUAGGCUACCUAGUUGGGUCAGGGCUUCCAUUGGCUGUAAAGAAGGUUUUUCAUCCAAUUAUCUGCUGUGCAGUCUCAGCAGAUCUUGCAGCAAUUGCUUUUGGAUGUCUUUCUCGGUCUGGAGUUGAUCCAGUUCUUG
This is a messenger RNA of Nicotiana tabacum (common tobacco), 1080 nucleotides long. The record is from RefSeq and is a predicted model, not a curated record. Lineage: Eukaryota; Viridiplantae; Streptophyta; Magnoliopsida; Solanales; Solanaceae.